CUCCGUGACGGGUCACGUUAUCGGAGGGGGGCAGUCGGUGUGGAAGCACUGAGCUCCCUACCGACGAGUCACCGUCGGGCCGCACUUACCGUUAAAUAUUAGUCAAAUAGUUGACGGGAAAGCGAAAGCAACCGGAUAACAUCCUUUAACAUCCCGACGCUGAGCGCUACGUCGGACAGACGGCUGGAAUCGAACCGGAGCCGCUCGAGCUCACCGCGGGCUGGAUGCGAAGCUCGGCGUGAAAGGUGCACCGGAGUCGGCCGACGACAUGGGGAAUAAAUAGUUGUCACACAUCAGCAGUUCGGAUCCAGCUGAAGUCAUGGAUGAAAGUUGGAAAAACUGCUUUGAAGAGGAGCUUCUGUGUCCCAUCUGCCUGAAUGUUUUCGAUGAACCCAUCCAGCUGCCAUGCAAGCACAACUUCUGCAAGGGCUGCAUCUCUGAGGCCUGGGCCAAAGACAACGCUGCGGUCCGCUGUCCCGAAUGCAACCAUGACUACGAGCAGAAACCCGCACUGGAGAAGAACUUUAAGCUCGCCAACAUCGUGAAGCGGUUUAACGCGUUGAACACUGAGAAAGUCCCCGCCGUGCUGCACUGUGUCCUCUGCAGACGAGGCCCCCCGUUGCCCGUGCGGAAAGUCUGCCUGCGCUGUAAGGAGCCCUGCUGCCAAACUCACAUCCAGACGCACCUCCAGCAGCCGUGUGCGGCCCCGGGACACCUGUUAGUGGACGCCGAGGAGCUGAGCGCUUGGACCUGUCCCAGUCAUGAGGAGUACAGGCUGCUCCACUGUGAGGAAGAGCAGGUGGCUCUGUGUCCGUUCUGCUGCAUCUCUCACUGCACUCACCAAAGACACACAGUGUGCGAUGUGGAUACGCAACGCAUACAAAUGCAGGCCAUGCUAAUGAGGCAGCAAGGCCGACUGGAUGGUCGUGUUCAGAACAUCGAUGAGCAGCUGACCAAGCUGGAGUCGGACAAGACACUGAUGAAGGAUGCAGUGUCUGAACUGAAGGAGCGAGCAAGAGCCCAGUAUCAGAGGAUGCAUGCGCUGCUAGAAGCAAACCAGGCUGAAACCAUGCAGAUGCUGGAGAGCACUUACACCAUGUAUGUGAGGAAAAACUCCCAGCAGGUUUUGCAGCUCAACGAGAAGCGCCAGGAAGCAGAGAAACUCCUGAGCUCAGUACAAACGUUCUUCAAAAGAGCAGACGGGAUUAACUUCAUGAAGAACACAAAACCGUAUCAGCUGCUAAUGGACAGGUCAAACACGCACCUGAGUAGUGCUAUCCCUCCACUCAGAGUGGGCCAGCUCAAUUCUCAUCAUUUGCUAUCUGAACUUUCAACGAGAGAAAAGAACAUGCGAAAAAUGCUGGAAGAACCGUUUAAUGAGGCACCCAUUCUUGAGAUCGUCCAGUCUCACAGCAGCUCUGAUGGCUCUCACAUGGGGACUGAUUCUGGACUAACGGAAGAGGAAAUACGGCAUGGCUUUUCCUGGAGAGUACACACAACAAACUCCACCUCCCAGGAUCCUCCACCGUUGCUCUACGGCAGCAAAAAACCCUUCCUGGCUGAUCAGAACCAUCAUGGCCCAUCCAUGUAUUCCUCUGAAGGCCUCUCCCAGAAUCCCCACGGUGGGCCCGGCCACAGCCGGCUCCUUGGCACUGCGGCCCAUCACAUGGUGGGUCUAGGGUCCAGCUCUAGCCACCACUCAGGGACCAUAUUCCCCCCCUCCCAUUUCUCCAGUGGAGGUGCCUCGCAACAAGCCAUGUACGAAGGGAGGAAAGUACUGAUGUGCACUCUGAAUAACUGCUGCUGCUCCAGGGCCCCCGCUGCCCGCGCCCGGCCUCCGUACCCAGCUUCGGACUCCUUCCCCUCCAUGACCCCUCAGGAGUUUCCCCCACAUGCCCCACUACCUACAAGCCAGCACUGCCAGCAUUUUCCCAUGAGGGGAAUGAUGGAAGCCGCACAGACAGCCAGGCACCCGGACUUCUACGGGCUGUACGGCCAGUCUUCAACCAAGCAUUACGGGACCAAGUAAUAAACCAGAAUCAGCAUUUGUUCCGUUUUCAUGAAAUCAGAGUUAUCGAUUUCCUCAUUUGCUUUUUGUUACUUUCCAUUUUGCAGAGUUAUGUUAUCAGUUUGUCUCCAGCAGGCCAUCGUGAUUAUAUUAUUUUGACAUUUACUUGACCCCCAUUUUGGGAAACCAUGCCCUGUUAAUGUUUUUAGCCCGGUUUACUUCUUGAAUCUCAGUGGCAGUACUAAUGCUGUAAUUUGAAAACAAGUUUGUAUUUAAUUUAUUUUCUGUUUCAAUUUGACUGGAAGUGCUAAUGUGAAUAAUGUAGUCUUAAAUCCUUUCAGGCAGUGAACAAAAUAAAUAACAUAUCCUUCAUCACGAGUCCUGACAUGGGACUCCAGAGACUUCAGUGCCUAAAAAGACUGUUAACAUGCUCUUAUUGUACUUGCAAGUUCCUAGCUCUUGAUUAUUUCCUGUUUGCGGUUGAAAGCAUGCAGGGAGCCUCUCCAUGCACUCCAAAGUCCAUGUGGCUUUAGAAACACACUGGACUUCAAAUGCUUGUCAGGUUUUCAUGAGUUUUUUAUACAAGAUUACUGAAUAAACCAAAAUCAGUGGAAAAUAUUAAAUAAACAAGCAGAAUACGUUA
Cyclopterus lumpus (lumpfish) is the source of this 2651-nucleotide messenger RNA. RefSeq names its product tripartite motif containing 8a (gene trim8a). Lineage: Eukaryota; Metazoa; Chordata; Actinopteri; Perciformes; Cyclopteridae. The record is from RefSeq and is a predicted model, not a curated record.